This is a messenger RNA of Boleophthalmus pectinirostris (great blue-spotted mudskipper), 1917 nucleotides long. RefSeq names its product potassium voltage-gated channel subfamily D member 3-like. Gene Ontology annotation, molecular function: A-type (transient outward) potassium channel activity; protein binding. Bases 1 to 1917 code for a protein of 638 amino acids. Gene Ontology annotation, biological process: potassium ion export across plasma membrane; protein homooligomerization. Gene Ontology annotation, cellular component: voltage-gated potassium channel complex; membrane; neuronal cell body. Lineage: Eukaryota; Metazoa; Chordata; Actinopteri; Gobiiformes; Gobiidae. The transcript has 6 exons. The record is from RefSeq and is a predicted model, not a curated record.
AUGGCGACGGGAGCAGCGGCGUGGCUCCCUUUUGCCCGAGCGGCUGCUAUAGGCUGGAUGCCUGUGGCCAGUUGCCCCAUGCCUCUGGCCCCAAGAGACAACAGCAAGAAACAGGAUGAGCUAAUCAUGCUAAACGUUAGUGGACGCAGAUUCCAGACCUGGAGAACCACUCUGGACCGAUACCCUGACACGUUAUUGGGCAGCUCUGAAAAGGACUUUUUUUACAACGAGGAAACCAAGGAGUACUUCUUUGACCGUGACCCUGAUGUCUUUCGAAGCAUUCUGAACUUCUACCGGACCGGCAAACUCCAUUACCCACGCCACGAAUGCAUCUCCUCCUACGAUGAAGAGCUCACCUUCUUCGGGAUCAUUCCAGAAAUAAUCGGCGACUGUUGCUACGAAGAGUACAAGGACCGGAAACGCGAGAACUUGGAAAGGCUUCAGGACGACCAAGAGGAGAACAAAGAUGCAAAGCUCCCAAAAAUGAACAUCCGUCAGACCAUGUGGCGGGCCUUCGAAAACCCCCAUACCUCCACCAUGGCUCUUGUCUUUUACUAUGUCACCGGUUUCUUCAUCGCUGUGUCAGUCAUCACCAAUGUCGUCGAGACUGUCCCAUGUGGUUCCACUCCCCAUCAGAAAGACAUGCCUUGCGGCGAGAGGUACACCGUAGCGUUCUUUUGCAUGGACACGGCUUGCGUUAUGAUUUUCACCGUUGAAUACCUGUUGCGUUUGUUUGCGGCACCGAGCAGAUACCGAUUCAUGCGCUCCGUCAUGAGUAUCAUCGACGUGGUGGCCAUCUUGCCGUACUACAUCGGUUUAGUGAUGACCAACAACGAAGACGUGAGUGGCGCAUUCGUGACGUUAAGGGUGUUUCGCGUUUUCAGAAUCUUCAAGUUUUCGCGCCACUCCCAAGGUCUGAGGAUCUUGGGAUACACGCUGAAAAGCUGUGCGUCCGAGUUAGGUUUCCUCCUCUUUUCGCUGACUAUGGCCAUCAUCAUCUUCGCCACCGUGAUGUUCUACGCGGAGAAAGGAUCCAGCUCGAGCAAGUUCACCAGCAUCCCUGCGUCCUUCUGGUACACCAUUGUUACGAUGACAACACUGGGGUAUGGAGACAUGGUUCCCAAGACGAUCGCGGGGAAGAUCUUCGGCUCCAUCUGCUCUCUCAGUGGGGUCCUGGUGAUUGCUCUCCCUGUGCCCGUCAUCGUGUCCAACUUCAGCCGCAUCUACCACCAGAACCAGCGGGCAGAUAAGCGCCGUGCUCAGAAGAAAACCAGACAGACCAGGAUCAGAAUUGCCAAGUCUGGAAACGCCAAUGCCUUCCUCCAGAGCAAGCGUAACGGUCUGCUGAACGAACUGCUGGAGCUGACGGGGACAGAUGAGGAUGAGCAGAGGCUGAUUCGCUCCACAUCUCUGUUAGAAAGCCAACACCACCACCUGCUGCACUGUUUGGAGAAAACCACCGCUCAUGAGUUUGUGGACGAGCACAUGUUUGAGCAGAACUGUCUGGAGAGCGCUCUGCAGACUUACCCAUCCCACAGCCCGUCCCUCAGCUCUCAGGACAGUGGGAUGUUCUGCUGCUGUGGACAGAAGAGGAGGAACAGGAACCCACUGCCCCACAGCACAGAGACCCCCCAGCGCCCCCUACAGGAGCUCAGUGCACUGCACAUACAGAGCAGCCAACUCAUGCACCCCACCAGUCGCUCCAACCUGAACCUCAGACCGGAGGACAGCAGCAGGAUCAACUGUAAAGGCGGGCGGGUUACUACAGCGAUCAUCAGCCUGCCCUCGCCCCCGUCACUCAGAGAGGGCCACCACCCCCACGGCCCCCCACAGAGGAGAGUACCCACGGUGACCCCGAGCAUCCAGACCACCACCAGCUCCGCCCCCACCAGCAUCAUCAAGGUCUCUGCCCUUUGA